AUGGCUACUGAUACAGACGGCCGUUCCGCAUCCGCGCCACUUGCCGCACCGACCACUUCGGCAAUUCCGCAAGGAAUGCAUUCCACUGACGAUAUCGGUUCAACAACGGACGUUCGAAGUGGUAUAACAUUUUCGACUCUUCCAACGGCAGCUGGAGCAGCACCAUCGUUUUUUGCCAACCCAUUUAUGACACCAUUCAUGCCACAGCAACCGUCGUCUUCGGUAGUGGCACAUCAACAUCAACAACAACAAACAGAUCAUAACGAAGCGACUGCUGAAUAUCGUAUCAACCCGUUACCAUCCGAGAAUUACUUCUUACAAAGUGUUCACUAUCAGGAAAUGAUGCAACAAUAUAUUCAGAGUCUUAUGGCGGCUGCAUCAACGCUUCCUCCUUCAUCGUCCAUCCCUGCAGAUUUGCACAAUCAGUGUUUCGAUGGAACAAUCGAAAAUGUUCUAUCAAGUGCAGCAAUGCAACCACUACACGAUGACCAUCAACAAAAUGAAUCAAUACCGAACAAGAAAGUUGAUGAACAACAAUUAAAUAUCUGUAAUAAUGGUGAUUACAAUGAUACUCUCAGUCUUACCACACCUCAACAACAAUCUUCAUCUGCGAAUCAUUCCGAUUCGAAUAAAAAAGUUGACGAAUCGAGAAAUGACGAAAAGAAUAUCGAUGGUAGAGUGGAGGACGCUGAUGUAGAAGCAUGCUCAAGCGGUGAAGUUCUGAAGAAUGUGCGUGAUUGUGGUACAGAUAAAGAUGUGACAGAACCAGCAGUAGCAGCAGAUAAAUGUGAUGAAGAUCUUAAUGAAGCUAGGAACGAAAUGGAACAAGAAGAAGGACGGUUGUUGAAUACGGCACAUUGUUUGUCAGUUGACAAAAUGGGCUCGUUAUCAUUAUCAGCAGCCAACAAGUCGUUGUCAAAAGAUGAAGAUACGAGGUGCAGUGUCAGUAAUAGGAAUGCUGAUGAAGCAUCUAAACGACAAUCGCAAGCCCAACAACUCUUACAGCAACAAACAGCAUCAUCCUUGUCACAAGCACAUAGUGACUGUGGUACGUCGGUACUUAUCAAGAAGCAAAUGAAUGAAAUUGAUAAGGAAAUUAAUCGUCGCAUACAGAACAAGAAUAUCAAGAAGGUUCGUUGUACGUCUAUCUGUCAGUUGUCCUGUUAUUGUAUUGAUGAAAAAGAGUUAGCACAGUUGUUAAGCAAUGCAAACAGUGAUCAUUGCUUGGUUGGUAGUGCACACCGCACAGCCACAUCAACCUUUAAUCCAUCUGUUAAUGAGGCUGCAUUACCGUUCGGCAUAAGCGAUCCGUCAGUGGCUGUCGAAUCAUCGAUGAGACAAAAGCCGACACUGAACAGUUCCUAUUGUUUAUCGUCAUCUUCGUCGUUUCCCAAUCAAUUGCAAUGCAACCAACAGUCAAUAUUCCACAAUCACUUCCCACAACAAAAUCAACAGCACCUAUCAUUCCACCAACAACCACCAGGCAGCAUUCCAACAGCUCCACCUUGUUUUCCCACUCCUUAUUUUCCAGCGUUCUUCUCAGCCACUGCAAAUCAACAACCAACUGCGGUAACACCACAGAAGAAGUUGAUUCAGUUGGCCGCAGCGUUACUACAGCAGUUUCAACAGCAGAGUCAACAGAUGGCUUUAUUCCCACUGCCCGCAGCUGCAGCCGCAGCAGCAGCAGCUGCCGCAGCGUUUCAGUUGAACAAUAACGAGUCGACGUCCUCGUCAAAGCAAUCACCGCCACAACGUCACGAUAAUCAGUUGCAUUCCAACGACAACAGCACAACAACAUCGCAUCGUUCCAAUAAUCAACAAACCAUUCUGCCACCACCCCACACAAACCCCAAUAAUACUUCCAGUAAUCAUUCGUUCAUGACAUUAGCCCCUUCUCAACAUUCCAGCUCGUCAAAACGAGCACAACCUGCCACCACAUCUGAAUCAUCUUCGUCCUCUUCAGUUGCUGUCAAAUCGCAUAAUGAUCAUCAGCCACAAAAAACAACCCAACACAAUUGGCCUGAUGAUAGUGGUUGGAACGAAAUUGAAAAACGACACAACAGUGCAACAACCACUAAGAGGUGUGAAACCAGUGACGACAGUGAGCCUGUUUGGGUUAUGCGUGAUUCAUAUUUGAAACGAAUGCAAAGAGAAGGGCGCAAUAAUGAAAAUUUGUCUGAACCGCAGUUAUCAGCUGAAAAAAUUGAUAACACGAGGGAUGAGACCGUUGACGAAACAGACCGCUUAUUAACGAAUAAUGAUCAUGGCGAUAAUGAACAACGCACCAAGAAAGCAUCCAAGAAAGAGGGUAAGCUCAUUUCUUUUGAAGUGCGUAUUUUAUAUGUGAUUGUGCACGAACCGGCUGUGCUCAUUGAAGGCGUUCUAUUCCGAGCUCGUUAUCUUGGCUCAACGCAACUGAUUUGCGAGGGACGUCCGACGAAAACGAGUCGUAUGAUGCAAGCACAAGAAGCUGUUGCAAGGGUCAAGGCACCAGCUGGUGAGAUACAACCGAGCACGGAUAUAGAUUUAUUCAUAUCCACCGAAAAGAUCAUGGUUUUGAACACCGAUCUGCAGGAUAUUCUAAUGGAUCAUGCACUACGAACAAUCUCUUACAUAGCUGACAUUGGUGAUUUGGUUGUGCUGAUGGCACGUCGUAUGUCACAGUCGGCCAGUGAAGAAGAAUGCUCUUCUGAAAGCCUAGAAGGAACGCGACGAGCACCACGUGUCAUAUGCCAUGUGUUCGAGUCUGAGGAAGCGUCAUUUAUUGCGCAAUCCAUUGGUCAAGCCUUUCAGGUGGCCUAUGUGGAGUUUCUGCGAGCAAACGGUAUUGAUGACCCGUCAUAUUUACGUGAAAUCGAUUAUCAGGAAGUGCUGAAUUCACAAGAGAUGAUGGGUGAAGAGUUGGAAAUGUUCGCUCGGAAAGAGACUCAAAAGGAUAUCGUCGUACCGAAGAAAGCCGGUGAGCCGUUGGGUGUUGUUGUGGUUGAGUCGGGAUGGGGCUCGAUGCUACCGACAGUUGUAAUUGCAAAUCUGCAACCGAACGGUGCUGCGUCCAGAUGUAACCAGUUGAAUAUCGGUGAUCAGAUAAUUGCAAUAAAUGGUAUCUCGUUGGUUGGGCUUCCGUUGGCGUCUGCUCAACAGAAUAUUAAGGCUGCCCGAAGUUCAACAGCUGUUAAAUUAACAGUCGUCUCAACACCACCCGUCGUUGAAGUGCGUAUAAAACGACCUGACACUAAAUAUCAAUUAGGUUUUAGUGUGCAAAAUGGUGUGAUAUGUAGCUUAUUACGCGGAGGUAUUGCUGAAAGAGGUGGUAUUCGAGUGGGUCAUCGCAUAAUUGAGAUAAACUCUCAAAGUGUUGUGGCAGUGGCUCACGAAAAGAUCGUGAACAUGUUAGCGACAGCAAUCGGUGAGAUACACAUGAAAACAAUGCCAACUUCUAUGUUCCGUUUAUUGACUGGACAGGAGGUACCGAAUUAUAUUUAA
Messenger RNA from Anisakis simplex (herring worm), 3483 nucleotides. The record is from the annotation of a GenBank genome assembly. NCBI's taxonomy places the organism in Eukaryota, Metazoa, Nematoda, Chromadorea, Rhabditida, Anisakidae.